Acanthoscelides obtectus is the source of this 1866-nucleotide messenger RNA. NCBI's taxonomy places the organism in Eukaryota, Metazoa, Arthropoda, Insecta, Coleoptera, Chrysomelidae. The record is from the annotation of a GenBank genome assembly.
CAGCUCUAUCUAAAAUGUCAUUUGUCAUUUAACCGCAUUCAUCAGUCACUUUUUUUCAUGGUAUUUUUACGUUUUUUCCAACGGAUUUUGAUGAAAGCGUGAUAUAUUCUUAUAUAACUAAUCUCAUUAAUCAGCUUAUAAGAAUACUUUACAAAUAUAUCAGCUACAGGUAAAUAAAUGUCUGCUAGAUAAGUUUUUAAUGCGUGUGCCAAUACCUAACCAUCAAAUGUCAUAUGGACAUCAAGAGCAGUUAAAGAGAUUCGUAUUUUCUUCGAAAUACAACAAUAGAGGAGAUUCUCAGGAGGAAAAGUUGGAAAUCGUUAUUCCUGAGGUAUCCUAGCAGCAAAGUGUAACGCAAGUGUCACCCUAAGCGACUCGGCCACCCUUCCUAAAUCUCUCGCCCAUAUCAAACGCAGCUGUCAACUGAACAACCUAGUUGUAGGCAGAGACAUUAAAGUAGUAGGUCUAACCUGGGGGCUCUUUCUCAGUGAUCUAGACUCUCUCUGUCCACUGGACCUUGUUCUGGGGUCAGAUUGUUUCUUUGAACCUGCCACAUUUGAGGAUAUACUGGUGACUGUCUCAUAUCUGCUGGAGAAGAAUCCUGCAGCAAAGUUUGUCUGUACUUACCAGGAGAGAAGUUCAGACUGGUCUAUUGAGCAUUUGUUGGCCAAGUGGGAUUUGGUGUGUCAGGUGCAUAACGUGAAUAACCUAGGUUCUUCAGCCGGUCUGGAUAUCCACGAUCUCGUGGGCAAUCACAGCAUCCAUCUUUUGGAAAUAACCAAAAAAUCUUAAAUGGCAUCAAAUGCAGCUCGCAACCUGUACAAAUUGUAUGUGGGAAACGUCCCGUGGACAGUAGGCAACAAAGAGCUGAAACAGUACUUCAGCAAGUUUGGACACGUCCAUUUGGCCAAUGUGAUAUUUGAUAAGAAGACAGGACUUAGCAAAAACUACGGUUUUGUGUCGUUCAGUAGCCGUGAAGCAUUUGAGAACGCUACAAAUACGACACAUAAACUAGAAGGUAAUAAUAUACGUGUUCAACCAAGUAGUAACACAAAUUAAGCUGUAAGAAUGGCCGAGUUCGUAGACGAUUUUAGUGAUUUACAGGAAUUAGGUAUAGAUAUCCAUGAAAAACAAGAUCCCCUAACAGUAGCUUUCAGUAAAGCAGCAGACCAUAUGCAAAAAUUGGUGUCUAAGUUGGACAGUGACACAUUGCUGAGUCAGUAUGCCCUGUAUAAGCAGGCCACCGAAGGGCCCUGUACCAUUCCUCAACCCAGCUGGUUUGACCGAAAAGGUCGCGCAAAAUGGGACGCCUGGCACAAACUUUACCGAAUGCCCAAAAACGAAGCUAAGAAACUGUACAUAGAGGGCAUAAAGAGAGUUGAUCCUCAUUUUUCGCAUGAAGAUAGUGGCGACAAAGGUUGGGUAAAGGUAUCUGCACACGAGCGGCCAAAAACGCCGGAGGUGCAGAAUGCUAUUGAUCAUGUGAAGAGGUGCAAUGUGGAUGCCCUUACUGAACAUCUGGAGAGAAAUCCUCAUGAGGUGCACCAAUUAGACGAAGAAGGCUUAGGGCUAGUCCACUGGGCCGCAGACAGUGGUCACAAACCUGUCCUGGAAAUUCUGGUACGCAAAGGCGUCAACUUAGACCUGAAGGACUGCGACGGUCAAACUGCCCUACAUUACGCUGCUAGUUGCGGUCACAUGGAGUGUGUUCAGUUUCUACUAGAGGCAGGUUCCACGGUAGAUGUGGAAGACAAUGAAGGGAAUCUUCCUAUACAUGUGGCUGAUGAUGCAGUUAGGGGACUUUUGAAGAAAUCUUAGUGUUUUACUAGUUUUUGUACGGUUUAGUUCAAUAAAAAGUUAAUUUUA